Messenger RNA from Coniophora puteana RWD-64-598 SS2, 1182 nucleotides. RefSeq lists its product as uncharacterized. Lineage: Eukaryota; Fungi; Basidiomycota; Agaricomycetes; Boletales; Coniophoraceae. The coding region runs from base 1 to 1182 and encodes 393 amino acids. The transcript has 7 exons. The record is from RefSeq and is a predicted model, not a curated record.
AUGUCCACACCUUGCUUGGAUUCAGAAGAUGCCUCUCAGGGUCCCGCACUUCUGGCAAGAGAGUCUGAUCCAUUCAUCUUGAAUGAUGUGCAGGAAAUAAUCUACAAUGAUCUUGCUCUUGAAUCUGAAGCACUGGGGGAUGAGGAACCUGAAAUCCAAGGAGCUCAAAGCCAUAAGAAGAGAAGAAAAGCAGCUGUCUCAACCAAGAACAAAGCAUAUUGGGCCCCUUUGAUCCAAUCUGCGAACAAUGCUGUUGCAGCAUCUCUCCGUCCUGCUAACAGUAUCACUGACCAAGGCAAGUGCAGCCGCUGGAUUAGCAAGUACCAUGGUGAAGCUCAGUCCGCCCUCCUGGCGGCUAUUGCCCUCACUUGUGGUAUUCUGCCUAGAGCAUUUCAACUCUCCAAGCUCUUGCAUCACAAUCAUGCAGCCAGCUCUAGGAAAAAGAAUCUCUUUCUGCUCAAUGACAGCAGUCUUGUUCUGGCCAACCCACCAGCCAAGCAGUAUACUAAGGACACUCAAUCUUGCUUGUGGUCAUUGCCGGAUGAACUGAAGAAACCCAUGCUUCUCUUUUUGGAACAAAGCAAGCAGUGCACAGAGGCACAAAUAGCUGACUAUGCCCCAUAUAUCUUUUUCAAGGCAGAAAGUCGUCACAGGAACACUCGCAACCCAUCUCUGUGGAGAUCUGAGGCAGUUGCAUUCCCCAAUCUAUUCCAGAUAAGUGUGGAGGCUCCCUUGUCUGCUAUUGACACUCAGGUACUAUGGUCAAAUAUCUACCGUUUCCCCAAUGUUGGCCCUAACACUCCAACAAGUAACCCAUAUGAGGUUAGCAAGGGUUUUCAAGCUUUCUAUGGUCUAGCCUCUGUAGAGAAACUUUCUGCCAAUGUACUUGAUUGCUGUGGCUUUUUACCCAGCAGUCUUUGCAUUGCCCCUAUGGUCUUGCAAGUUGCUAGGGAAUCUGUUGUAUGCCUGCACCUUUUGGACUCCCCCGCAAGCUCAAGCCUGUGGGCUGCCACACAGGGUAAAAACAUUGCUCGAUGCAAUGCCAUUGCCAACAUGUGCUCCCAGUGCGUCAAGCUCAUCACUCAUGGCUUUUCCAUCACUGGUAUCACCAACCUCACCAUGCACUACUUCUACUAUGAAACUGCCAUUGUCCUUGUUUUUGGUGUUAAGCUCAUUGGGUAG